Molecule: messenger RNA, 597 nt
Organism: Caenorhabditis remanei
Lineage: Eukaryota; Metazoa; Nematoda; Chromadorea; Rhabditida; Rhabditidae
Exons: 5
Coding region: 1-597 (198 amino acids)
Source: RefSeq, a predicted model, not a curated record
AUGGCUGCUUUCAAGAAGGUAUCGAUUAUGAUGAAGGAGGAAACUCAAGUGCGACCAGACAGACCGAUGUCUGAGAAGAUUGCAGAAAUCCCGGAAUUCUCAAUUGCACUCAACAGUGGAAAUAAUGAAAAAGACCAGGAAGAGAACAUUCACAAUUCACUGGACCACAAUCAGUCGGAGAAAAAUGUGAAAGAGUUCCUGAAGGAGUGCCCGCAUCUCAGCCAAGAGCAGGCGAUCAACUGGCUCAGUGAGUUUCCAUUGCCAGAAGCAAUCCGAUUGGCUAAGAAGCUCAGCUUCCAAGCGAAGAUCCCUUCGUGGGCUGUUCCUGGACUCAACCGAGCAACCACAACGAUGUCACAGUCGGAGCUCAAGAAUCUGCGGGUUGUGAAAAAUCCAGCAACAGGAUCGUUGACUGCAGCACUCGGCUCUCGUGUUGAUGGUCUCUCGGAUGCAGUCAAAAACGAUUCUAUGGACAAAUCCGCCCAGCAAGUUGAUGGACACCGGAACUCGCUUGCGCCAUUUUGUGCCCAUAAAGGAAGGGUUAGUCCCUUUAGGAGCACAAGCCAGGCAGUAGUAGACAGGAAGAGUGAUAGAUAA